AGAAUGAGGCAAUACAGAGCGCAGGCGUUGCUGACUGUGGUGCUGGCGGCGGCGUGGUCGGCAACUGGAAUGCCACUGCCGGUGUUGGAGCAGGAGGAGAACGCCCUCAACGAAGUGUCGGAGGGCGGCCUGCUGGUGCUAGUGCCGACGCUGCCGCUGGAUGAGCACGAGCGGUCGGGACAGGACCUCAAGAGGGAGGUGGAGUAUGAUUUAAUUUCCAUCCCCGAGGACGUGCUCAGGAGGGAAAUCCGCCAGGUGGUGCAGCAGUACGGCACGCCCAGCAUAUCAUUUGGGGACAACAACAAUGGCGGCGGCUUCGUGGUACAGGCAGACACCAUCCAGGAUUUCGGAGAGGUGAUCAACCCAGUUCCCACCAGCUCCUACGACACCCCUUCCAGCUCCGGCACCCAGUCCAGCUCAGGAUUCACCAUCUCCGGCCCCACCCUGGCCCCCAAGCCCGUCACCCUUCCGACUCUCCCUCCGAAGCAGCCAGUCACCCUGCCGACCUUGCCCCCGAAGCCGGCCUUUACCCUGCCCACUUUGCCCCCGAAGCCGAACCUGAGCGCCUUGUUGGGCGGGGCCACUAGCUCCGCAGGACAGACCUUGGCCAGCGUGUCGAGCGGCGGUGCGCAGGCCGUGAGGUGGCUGGUGAACACCAAAUCGAACGGCAUCCAAACCGCGACCAGGGUAGCCAGCGACGGCUUGCAGUACGCGGGUCAGCUCAGCGCCGCCGUCCUGCGCGUCCUCUUGCAGGUGCCCGCCAUCAAGGCCCGCGUGCUCUCAGAGAUCAUCGAGGCGUCGCAGCCCCUCGUGUACGCCGUGAGUGACGUCCUCUCGGAGUCCGCCGACGACAUGGGCGACAUCCUGCAGGCCAAGACCGCCAUCGUCAGUGACACCAUGAACAUCCUUAUCAAACUCAUCCAAGACAUCCUGGCGCUGAAGGGACGCAUCAUCGCAUCCCUGGGUGGGUCCGGCCUCGACGUGGGCGCGAAGGCCUUCAACGCCGCCACGCGCAUCGGCGGGGCCUUCAUCGAGUCCGCGGGAGGCGUGGCUUCGGCUGUGGGCUCGGGCGUGGGUGACGUCGUGAGAGUGGCAACCUCCGCCAACCUCCCUGCUCCCCCCAGCCUCCCGCCUCUCGCCCUCCCGACGCUCCCCAACCUCCCCAAGAUUACUCUUCCGACCAUCGAUUUCAGCAAACUGACUCAGUCGAACUUGGCGCCCAUCCCGCUGCCCUCGAAGCCCGCAUCGGCGCCCCAGUCCGUAACGCAGCCGUCUCAGACUUACGGCUCUCCUUAGGUGAACCGACGCCUUUCACUUGCUGUACAUUCUAGUUCAUUCCAGUGCCGUUACACUCCGUGGCUUCCAGUCUUGUUCAUCUUUCGCCGAAGAUGUUCCAGGAGCUGUGAAGAGACACCUGCGGAUCUCUUUCGGGAGAGGAUGAUGGCGCAGAGUUCGUUGUCAACAAAACAGACAACAAUACUCGUCCUUAGGUGUAUAAGAUUUUGUUAGUGACGUGCCUUCCAUGUUUCCAUAAGUUAAGUUGUGUUAUUAAUUUUAGAUUAAGCUCUGACGGGUGUAUUUCACAAAGAGAACUUGGUUUAAUGGUGUAGACAGCUCAUUCUUCAUCUAUUCAUUGCCGUUAGGGUUCGGCACCAUUACAUCUUUUUGGCUUUAUUUCGAAUGCGACAGUGGAUGAUAUACCUGCCUGUUACUCAAAACUAUAUGCGUGAGUGUAUAUGUGUAUGUGUAUGUGUAUAUAUAUGUGUAUAUAU
Molecule: messenger RNA, 1772 nt
Organism: Penaeus monodon (black tiger shrimp)
Lineage: Eukaryota; Metazoa; Arthropoda; Malacostraca; Decapoda; Penaeidae
Exons: 6
Coding region: 4-1296 (430 amino acids)
Source: RefSeq, a predicted model, not a curated record